This is a messenger RNA of Salvia miltiorrhiza (redroot sage), 1846 nucleotides long. RefSeq names its product zinc finger protein ENHYDROUS-like. Lineage: Eukaryota; Viridiplantae; Streptophyta; Magnoliopsida; Lamiales; Lamiaceae. The coding region runs from base 300 to 1682 and encodes 460 amino acids. The record is from RefSeq and is a predicted model, not a curated record. Gene Ontology annotation, molecular function: DNA-binding transcription factor activity. The transcript has 4 exons. Gene Ontology annotation, cellular component: nucleus.
GUUUAUAAACAGCUUCUUUUACAAAUUAUGCAAUAAUAAAUUCAGUUUAAAUCCAUCUUUUUGUCUCUCUCUCUCUCUCUAAAAGAAGAAAGUAGCGUUGCGUGUGAACAUUUGAUGCUGGUCGUGGAGGGUGGCGGCUUACUCACUUCGGGACACUGCUUCCAUCUCAAUUGUCAAGGGUUUUUCCUUUCCCUCUCCUCUCUCUCUCUCUCUCUACGUAGGAAGUUUCAAAGAGUGAUUUCUGAGUUUUUAACUCAAGCUGGGAUUGCAAAAUUCAACCACACCAAGUUGACGAAGCCAUGGUAGAAAUGGAGAUUUCAUCACCGACUCAAGACGGAACAAAAUCCGAUCAAACAACACCACCCGCCAAGAGGAAGCGCAACCUUCCAGGAAUGCCUGAUCCAGAUUCGGAGGUGAUCGCGUUAUCGCCGAAGACGCUGCUGGCGACGAAUAGAUUCGUGUGCGAGAUCUGCAGCAAAGGCUUCCAGCGCGACCAGAAUCUGCAGCUCCACCGGCGCGGCCACAACCUGCCUUGGAAGCUCCGGCAGCGCACCAGCAAGGAGGUGCGGAAGCGCGUGUACGUGUGCCCGGAGACCACGUGCGUCCACCACGAGCCAUCGAGGGCCCUGGGCGACCUCACCGGAAUCAAGAAGCACUUCUGCCGGAAACACGGCGAGAAGAAGUACAAAUGCGACCGUUGCUCCAAGAAAUACGCCGUUCACUCCGAUUGCAAAGCACACAUGAAAACUUGCGGCUCUCGGGAAUACCGUUGCGACUGCGGCACUUUGUUUUCCAGGAGGGAUAGUUUUAUCACGCAUAGAGCGUUUUGCGAUGCGUUGGCGCAGGAGAUUAGCCGUCCGCAGCCUUUGGUGGUGGAUGACAGUUCGGGAAGAGAUCUCAAGGACGGAGAUGCUGAGCCGCUACCGCCGCCGUCUGCUGCUUCUAGUCCGCCGCAACCGCCGCUCACUCCGUCUACUCAAGUUCUGUCUCCGGUGCUGUCUAUACAAAGUUCUGCUGGAUUGACUGAGAAUCAGAGUAUCCAGUUACAAGCAGCCGCCGCCGCCGCAAGCAGCUCAUCCACCUCCAGUAGCCGCGGAGGAGUUGCACCUAUUUCGCUAAAUGCAUCAGCACCACCUUCAUACACCACCUUCUCAUCACCAGCUAUAUCACUCUCGCUAUCAUCCCUGUUCAAAUCCGCAUCACAAAACCCCCCACGAUCACACUACGCGCAGCCGCCGGCGCUCUCCGCCACCGCAUUGCUCCAGAAAGCGGCGCAGAUGGGCGCCACGUCGUCCAAAUCGUCCUUCCUCCAAGGCCUCUGGCUCUCGGGCCCGACUACUCCAUCCGAUUCCCAACAUUUGGAAUCUCUCUCUCUCACAUCUCCGACGCCCAACGCCGACUGCAGCGUCAAGCUCGAAAGCAACUCCUUGGCAUCCGGCCUCGGCCUCGGCCUCCCUUCCGGCGGCGGGGCCUCGGGUUUUACUCAACUCAUGAUAAGCCCGCCCACGACCCUUGAUUUUCUUGGACUGGGAAUGCCGGCCGGUGAAGCCUCUUCCGAUGGCUUCUCCGCCUUCUUCAGCCGCCUUCAUCACAUGCCGCCGCCGGCCGCUCCCUUUUCUCCGGUGAGGGCGGCCGGAGACACUUGGGAUGAAGCGCAAGACAGGAAGCCUUCCAUGCUAUAGCUGUUUCUUUUGGGGAAUCAUUAAUUAUAAUAUACUAUUUAUUUGUUUUUUCUCAAGUUGGAAGACUUCUAAAAUGCACUCUUUUUAAGUGCUUUAUAUUUGUCUCUGUGUUGUCAAUAUGUGUAGAAUUCUAAAUAGACAAUAAAAUUAUUGUUUGGAAUGAA